GAGACAGUGAAACAACCAGAUCCAGAUAUUUUUGCUUCUUACAUCAAGUUUGCAAUAAAGUAACGCACUGUUACAAUUAAUCUUUUAGUAUUUAGCGUAUCUUGGAGGUGUGCAAGUUUUACGAGAACAUGUCGCUGGAGAGAAUGAAUACAUCCGCGCUAGAGAUCAAGGACGAAUUAAGUGGAGAAUUUAGUUGGGAUUUUAAAAUUCCACCUCGCACCCGAAUAAACCAAAACAUGAGCCAGUUUGGUAAUGGGGGAUUCGUAUUUCCAGAUUUGAAAUUCAGCACUGGAUUUCUUGCCCAUGUGGAUCACAAAUUAUCCUUCGCAAUAUACGCCAAUCAAGUGAAUGCAUUUUUGCAACUUCCCAUCCAACAUAAUAAAAAGCUCGAGUUACGCACGGCUACUUUGGAGUUUUUUUCGUCACCAUUUCGACUUCCGGGGCCCAGGCAAGAAUUACGGUUCGUGUAUGACCUGAUCCAUUGCGAGGAGAAUGUGUACACCCGUUACGCCGGAAUUUGGACUAAUGAUGACGCAAGUUGGGAUGAUGCCGUGCACAUGAUAAGGCUAAAUCUUUCUGUCGUAUGCCGCGAACGUGGGGAAGUUAUUCCCUAUGCAAAUGAGGACAUCGCCAACAAAUUUCUAGUGGGCGCCGAGGAAGCUGUACGCUUAGGCGGGUUUGAUGACAUGUUCUUAUCAGGAGAUCUCUCAGAUGUUAUGCUCGUUUGUGGGGACAAUGCAGAAUUUCCGGCGCAUCGCUUCCUCUUAUCGGGUAAAAGUCCCGUCUUCAGGAAAAUGUUUCAAGAUGAAGGGAAAGGGGCGAAGGAGGGGAGAAUAAUUUUGGAGGAUAUUUCGGCCCCAGCGUUAAAAGAGUUCUUACGGUUCCUUUACUGCGGUCGGGUCCUGCGUUGGGGCAAUCCAUUGUUUCAGGAGUUGUUCAAAUUUGCGGAAAAGUUCGAGGUUCAGAUGUUGAAGAAUGUGUGCGAAAGGAAUCUCAUAGACGGAUUAGGGGUCAACAAUGCGGCUGAGAUGUAUCGUCUGGGAGAGAUGCACAAUGGGGUCGUUUUGCAGGAACAAGCGCUGAAAAUCAUUGCCAAAAACAAGGGCGGAAUCUUUCCAGAUGCAUCGACGCUUAAGCAGUUUUCGGAUAGAUAUCCUGAAAUCAUUUUUGAAUUGUUGAAAUCUUGAGUUAUUCUUUCCCGUCGGUUUAUCGAUGGGCACUAGUGGCCAACCUGUGUCCCUUUAUUUCCUUACCUACAUACUAGUACGUACAUAUAUAAAAAUUCUUGUAAUCCAAGUGCCGGAAUAGGCAAAAGUGGUGUAAUAAUAUUUUCCACCCUCUGUCUGUUUUGAAGCUAUUGCAAAAACUGUACGUCAUUUUAAACAUUUGGGACCUAUAAUAAAUUUUGUAUAAAUUUUUAAACGUGAUACUGAAUGUAUGUAUGUGCAUA
Folsomia candida is the source of this 1450-nucleotide messenger RNA. RefSeq names its product BTB/POZ domain-containing protein At1g55760-like. Gene Ontology annotation, molecular function: ubiquitin protein ligase binding. Gene Ontology annotation, cellular component: nucleus; cytoplasm. Bases 129 to 1187 code for a protein of 352 amino acids. Lineage: Eukaryota; Metazoa; Arthropoda; Collembola; Entomobryomorpha; Isotomidae. The record is from RefSeq and is a predicted model, not a curated record. The transcript has 6 exons. Gene Ontology annotation, biological process: proteasome-mediated ubiquitin-dependent protein catabolic process; regulation of proteolysis.